AAGAGUCUAAUAUGGUGUGGGUCUAAUAAGUCAGUUAUAAAACCUCCAAAUCUCCCAGGGACUUCCCUUUAAUUCUUCUGAGUAAUGGAGAGUGAGAAACAAAAUACAUGUCAACUUUGCAAUGUAAAAAAAGCUACAUACAAGUGAGCUUUUAAACUGUCUGGAAGAGCUACAAUUUUUCUCUGCAUGGUCAUCUGCUGUUGUGUAUCUUCUGUCUCAGGAAAGCAGCUGAGCUCUUGAAGAAUGUUGUCAGAAGGGUAUCUUUGUGCAAUCCCCUAUUUCUGUGACGACUUCUUGAGUUCCAAGCUCUACAGAAAGCAAGCAGCAGAGGAGAAGAUGCAUGAGAUGAGCUCCAUGUGUGGCUUUACCUAUUCCUCCAUGGAUGAAACAAAAGGCAGAAGUCUCUUUCAGAGGUGCAGGACUGUGGGCAAGUUCUUUUCUUCAGUCCAUUCCAAAGGAAGCAAACACAAUGGAAGACAGAAAGAGACUUUACUGCAGGUUAUUCAGAGCACAGAGUUUGAAAGGCAAACAUCUCCAGUUGGGGAUAUGUCUGGAGGAUCCACAAGUAGAGAUACCUACCUGGUUCCUUCUUCCUGUAAAAGCAUUUGCAAGAAUUACAAUGAUUUGCACAUUGCUGGUGGCCAUGUGAUGCCUAUCAGCUCAGUAACAACAGAUUUUACCUGUGACAGUGGGAUAGGCCCAUUUUUGGAGUCAUCAGAGAUUCCUCCGCCUAUGGAAUCCAUGAGGAUGCCACCCAAUGACCUCAUUCGCAAGCCCGUCCAAGGGUACUCGUCAUGCUGGCGAGUGACCAGCAUAAUGCAACACCAGCAGCCCCUCUCCAAUUCAAUACUGAAUGACUACCUAGAGCAGAAAGUGGUGGAGCUGUACAAGCAGUAUAUCAUGGACAGCAUGGUCAACAGUGCAUCCCCCACUCAGAUCCUGGCCUCUGAGCUCAUCAUGACCAACGUAGACCAAAUCAGCAUGCAGCUAUCACGAGAGAGGAAUAUGGAGACCACCAAGGCCAAAGACAUGGUCAUUAACUGCCUGUUACGACUGGCCAGUGGAAAAGUAUCUAGUGAAAUAAGCACCCCUAGUCUGCAAAUUUCUCAAUAAAGCAGCAUCAGUAUGUAGACUGGUGGCAUUAAGGUGCUCUGCAGCUAGAAAGCUCACAGGUUUUGUAAAUACAAAUGUAAAGUUCUCAGUUUAGUACUUUUCUGGUAUCAUUGAAUUAAACCCUGUUAUAGCGAAUAGUACUGUUAUUUGACCAAUUUUUGUUGGCCAAAGAGAAAAGCUUUCGAGCUACACAGAUCUGGUCCUGAAGAAGAGCUCUGUGUAGCUUGAAAGCUUGGCUCUUUCACCAACCCAAGCUGGUCCCAUAAAAGAUAUUACC
This is a messenger RNA of Mauremys reevesii (Reeves's turtle), 1390 nucleotides long. RefSeq names its product TLR adaptor interacting with endolysosomal SLC15A4 (gene TASL). Gene Ontology annotation, biological process: regulation of toll-like receptor signaling pathway. NCBI's taxonomy places the organism in Eukaryota, Metazoa, Chordata, Testudines, Geoemydidae. The transcript is spliced from 2 exons. The coding region runs from base 244 to 1113 and encodes 289 amino acids. The record is from RefSeq and is a predicted model, not a curated record.